Molecule: messenger RNA, 1236 nt
Organism: Lycium ferocissimum
Lineage: Eukaryota; Viridiplantae; Streptophyta; Magnoliopsida; Solanales; Solanaceae
Product: zinc finger CCCH domain-containing protein 5-like
Exons: 2
Coding region: 324-953 (209 amino acids)
Molecular function (GO): metal ion binding; mRNA binding
Source: RefSeq, a predicted model, not a curated record
CAAUCGUCUCAUUUCGCCCUCAUUAGUGAUGUUUCAAUAUUUGUUGCUUCUUUAAUCUUUGAUAAAAAUAAUCUCAGCAUUCUCCAAAAAAUUUAGAUAGAACUUAGAAGUACAGUUGGUUAACAUUGGAUGAUCAUCAGGGUCACUCAUAUUAUAAACUCCCAUAAAUGCAGUUUUUACUGAUUUUUACAAAACCGUAGAAACCCCAAAAAGUAGAAAAAUGAGUACUCCUUCUAAUAAUCUUGGAGUUUCCAGUAAAAGUUGAAAAGAAUUCUAAUGACGAAUCUCAAUCUUUGAAGAUACCAAGAACAUUGAAUUCAAGAAUGGCUCAAGAAGAUAACAAGUCAAAUGUUCCUUCAAUUCUUGGCCAACCACCAUGCUUACAAUUUGAAAGGUGGGGUACGUGUGCUUAUGGUGACAACUGUCGUUACACUCAUAUUGCUGGGUCUACAUAUGAGCAAAGAAAUGUUGGUAAAAUGGUACCGUGUAAAUUUUUCUCUAGUGGUAAGGGGUGUCCAUUUGGAAAUGCAUGUCAAUUUCUUCAUCAAGAAGUUGAGGAAAGAAGAGAGAGUUCUGUGAUAAGAAUUGUGACUAGUGGAAAUGAAGUGGAGAAUAAGAGUAAUUCUGGUACUACGGAACCAAAGAGGGUUGUGGAUGUACGUAGUAAAAAGUAUCUGAAGACCAAGUUAUGCACCAUGUGGGAAAAGAAUGGUAGCUGUUCAUAUGGUGCAAGAUGUCAAUUUGCUCAUGGGAUAUCAGAACUGCAGAGUCUCGAUUCCUCCAAUCCACAGGAAUCGCGGAGCACGGCUGGCAUUUCUGCUCCAGCCAAGAAUGUUACAUCCAACAAUAUAGGGUUCACUCCUCCGUCUGAGCCUCCUAGGUCUAUAUACAAGUGGGCUGACUUAAAGAAGAACAGCCAGAUCUACGGUGACUGGAUUGAGCCUUUCUCGUAAUCAUCAGACACUGUGGAGAACUAAAGAGCCUGAACUUUUUUGUACUGGCGCUUUGAUCAAUUUUUGAAAUGGUUAAUUGGGUGACUUUUUACAUAUGCAGGGGAGACAUUUUGGUAAUUCUGUAGUUUAAAAUGUUGUUUACUGAGUUUAUAGCAUUUCGGGUUUAGUUUGACGAGACCUGCCUUGUCAUGGUCCUGUGAAGUGAAUACAUAGUGUUACAACUCAGAAUAGGUUCAUAUAUGUUGAUACAAGUCAAAGUACAGUUUUUACAACAAUAGCUUAA